AUGAGAAAAAAAGGAAACCGAAUGUUAACGAUAGUUCUUACUUCAUACAGAAACAGAGUAAGUACAAUGGACGAGUUCUUUGCGAAAGCCGGUUCCCAAGUGGUGUCAUUUGCUAUCAAGUCUGGUAUAUCACUAGCCUCCUCGUAUGCUAUCAAAAGGAUAAGUAAUUUUGUUGUGCAGAUCCCGCACGAAGAUGCGUGGAAGAUAGAUGUUCUGCGGGCAAAACUGGAAGACCGAAUAGACAUCAUAUCGAAUUCUAUUGAUUUGGUCCGAUUGGUUGCUGCGAGGGGGAACACAAACCUACAGAGUACAUUGAAAUUAACCAAGAGCCUCAAGGAAGAUAUCGAUACGUUUGAUGAGAGGAUCGAAGAGUUGCUCGAAGGCGUGACGGGCACGACUGACACUAAACGACAAGGAAAGGCGAUCAAAGAUGUCGAGGGGUAUAUAAACGAUUUGCUGAAAAGGAUCGAGGAGAUAACUCCCUUUAUCAAUUUGUCGCUGACGACAUCUGGUGCAAAUUUAAGUUCCGCCCUGUCGAAACAGAUAUCUCCUGGCCUUCUUUUGCAAGCUUCCAACCACGUUAUCAAGAGUAACGAACUUUUCAGCUUGCAGGACGCGGCAGCCGAGAGAGUACAAGUUGGCCCCGUGUUUGAAGUGACCCUCUUCAGCAUCUUCUACAAUGCCAAUUCUGAGAACCGAGUCAUUUGGAAGGAAGAUAUGAAGAAGGCGCACGUUACCGUUGAGAGACUAAAGGGUGGUAUAGAGGUCUUUGAUUACUUUUUAAACAUCAAACAAAGUUUUGACGAUGAAAGGUACCAUAACACUGAAGAUGGUGAAGAAGAACCCUUGGAGCUUUCUGUCCCGAUCGGCUCGAUACUGAAGAUUUUCUUCAGUGUGUCUGGGAAAUUAUUGAAACUGGAGGAAAGCGACCAACCGGUUUUGGUGUUGAAGACCUCAGAUGAUUCUAUAGAUGGGAAGGGUAGCGUGAAGUCGAACAUAUCUUCCACUCCUGCCAAAUGGUACGCGUUUGGUGCAUAUGAGAAGACAGAAGUACCUACAAGCAGUGACGACGAGGAGGAAGACGAAGACGAAGACGAAGAAGAAGAAGAAGAAGAAGAAGAAGAAAAAGAAAAGAAGAAGAAACAACUGGAAACGAACCCGUAG
Molecule: messenger RNA, 1164 nt
Organism: Huiozyma naganishii CBS 8797
Lineage: Eukaryota; Fungi; Ascomycota; Saccharomycetes; Saccharomycetales; Saccharomycetaceae
Gene: YRB30
Product: Yrb30p
Exons: 1
Coding region: 1-1164 (387 amino acids)
Cellular component (GO): nucleus; cytoplasm
Molecular function (GO): GTPase regulator activity
Source: RefSeq, a predicted model, not a curated record